Messenger RNA from Parus major (Great Tit), 1974 nucleotides. RefSeq names its product ITPR interacting domain containing 1 (gene ITPRID1). Lineage: Eukaryota; Metazoa; Chordata; Aves; Passeriformes; Paridae. The record is from RefSeq and is a predicted model, not a curated record. Gene Ontology annotation, molecular function: signaling receptor binding.
AUGUCAAGCUGCAAGAAUCUCAGCUUUUCCCAUGCGCUCACGCUCACUGGCCCACCCCAAAGCAUCACUGAAUGGCUAGUGCUCUGGGAAAAGGAUCCAGUGGAGAUUCUGCUUAAUCUGGGGUUUGGUACAGAAGAACCUGAUGUCCGCACAAAAAUCCCUCCUCGGUUCCUCAGUGGUGUUUCUGUAGCAAAAGGAUUUGACGUCCAAGCCUUUUUGGAAACUCAGAAGAAGCAGAUGGACACUGAGAGGUCAAACCUAUAUGAAAGGUUCAGGUCUAGAGAUAUUUUUUGACAGCUAGAAGUAUUUGACCAUGUAAUCAGUGCCCUCCCAUCUUUGCUGACCCAUGUCAAUACCCAGCAGAUCAAAGCGCAGGACAUUGGCAGGGGUGACACUACUCUACUGGACACUGCAAAGCUCAGACCUCAUAUCCUAGGGCCCAUCAAAGAGUGGGCUUCAUUUCACCUAGCUUCAGAACAGUCCCACUGUUCUCCUGCAUGCAAGGUGCCUGAUAUAAACAGGCCAAGAAAAGAGUCGCCAUUUCUUGUGGCCCACAUGCUCAAAAAAGUGGCUGACCUAACCUGCAAGCUGCCAAAUUAAUUUUGCAAUGUGACAACAGGAAAUAUUAAAGAACAGUGCUGUAAUACAGAAAUGGGAAGCAAAAAUAACACCUCACUUGCAGUGAAUGAGACAACAAAAGGGACUAGGUUCUGCAAAAUGGAUGGCUAUACAAAAAAUACAAGAUUCCCUCCCAGAACAGGGCUCCCAAAAACUCUGCAGUGGGGCUCAGAGCACAAAGUAGAAGAACUUCUUCUUCAAGCUCCUUCUGUACAAGUUUCUUGGAGGCCUCCCUCCUGCCCAGUGGAAAGGCCUGGUUUAAGUUCAUCUGAAGAUCAAGAGGCUGGUAUCAUAGGGGAGAUGUUAGGUGCUAAAAAAUCCAGUCAAGAAAACGUUGUCCAAAAUUAUUAAACAGCUUCUUCUCCUCUGAAAUCCGUUACUGUUUCACUGUCUUUAGGGCUGGAGUUUAUCUCCAGAGUAGAGAGCAAAGUACACUAAAGUAUUCCUCUCAGUGAAAACUUUUCUAGGGAUGAUCCUGUGGUCUUCUCCAACAUCUUAGCAAACUGUUCUGAGUGUGGUCCUCUCAUAUAGUCAGAUCCAGGGGCUUCAAAGGACGGUGUGAAGCAGACCACUAAAGCUUUCAACCAAACUGAUAUCCCUGCCAGGAAAUUCAGGUGACCUCAAUUUCUUUGUCCACUCCAUAAACACCUGACAAAAUCAGACUUUGUUGACAACAUGCUUAAAUACAGGCCACACUUCUGGGAUGACACCUCUGGCACAAAGGCUAUCCUCUGUCACUGCUGCUGCUGCUGCCAGCACUGCUGCCUGUGGAAUUUCCCCAUGGCAGUCUCUCCUCAAUGCCCUGCGGACUGCUGCUCCAACCAUGCCACAAAUGUACUGUAGCUGUUGAAAAUGCUGGUGCUCCUAAAGGCUCACAAUGCAUAAUCUUGCACCCUUGUGUAGUGUAUCCUUCAUGAAAUAGAAGUGAUGAAGAGCUCCUGCCAGCACUUCCAGGAGAAGCUGAAUGAGAUUGAACAGCACCUACAGCAGGCACUGUUUUCUGCUGGUAUGUCAGGCAAAGAAAGGAAGGAACGAAGACAUCUGCAGUUCUUACAGCAAGCCAUUGGUCAGGAGGUUGCAGAGCUGGAAUUUCAGCAGAAUGAUUCAGUGUGUCAGGUCAGAGAAAGCAUCCUUUUGCAGCUGGACCAAUUACUAGCAGAACAAUCCCAUCUGUUUUCUCAGCUCAAACUCUCUGACUGAAAGGAAGAAAGAAAAGCCCAGAAUAAACAAGUAUUUCCAGAUGCUGCUGAUGCUGUGCAUCCUUGAAGUGGGUGCUCAAAAAUAAUGCACAAAAGAGCUCCAAGAAAAACCAUGACAGCAACAGGCUUUCUCUGUCCCACAGAGAUACCAGGAUAG